AUGUCGGGACCAAGAUAUCCUGCAGUCCUGCCAGAGGACCUGACUCCGGCACAAAAGGUCUUCUACGAUGAGAUGACAGAGAAGAUGAGGAAUGGGCUUGGCUCAACAUUCAAAGUGCGAGGCGAUAAGGGCGAGCUCUUGGGCCCUCUCUCCAUCAUGAUGUAUACUCCUGAGUAUUCAUCGCACACGAUGCGGCUGAACAAGGAGGUAUUGGAACUGCCCAACUUGGAGCCGCCUGUGACGGAGGUCGCCAUCAUGGCUGUCCAGGGGCACUACACGGGCACCUUCGGAGGGUUUCUGACUUACUCGCACUCGAGGAUCAUUGCGAGCAAGGGGCUCCUGACAGAGGAGCAGAUGAAGAAGAUCACGGCGGGCGAGAAACCUGCGGGACUCAGCGAGAAGCAGGAAGUGGCGUUUGACUUGGCAAUGCGGCUGGUCAAAGGUGGAAAGCCGCUGGAGCAGGAUCUCUGGGAGCGAGCUAACGCGGUCUUGGGAAAGGAGCAAACCGUACAGCUCAUCCAGGUUAUCGCAUACUAUAGCCUGCACGGGGUCACGCUGAACGCCGGUAUCAUCGGCGUCCCGGAAGGGGAGAAGCUCUGGGGCAAGAACCUCGUCCGGAUCCUCAACUAUGCAAACUCUUUUGCCUUUAUGCUCUAUGGCUGGGAUGCUGGUGUGAUCAGCGGUGUCCUAGCCAAUCCUGACUUCCUCGAGGCCAUUGGCGGCCCUACUGACUCAAGAUACCUUACCUUCAUUGCGGCGGGUAUUCUCCUUGGUGAUGUCCUGGGUCUCGCCGUCAUUGCCCCCCUGAGUUGGCGUCUUGGAAGGCGUAGGACCGUCAUCUUGUGCUGCUGGACUGCGAUAGUCGGAGUCAUUCUCCAGACAGCAACCCAUUCACCUAUCGAGAUUCUUGUGGGAAGAGUUAUUCUUGGUAUCGCUAAUGGACCUCUUGCUGCUACCACUCCCAUUUACGUACAAGAGGCCAAUGUGAUGCACAAGAAGCGGACCGUCGACACGAUGGUCAUGGUGCUCUGGGGCAUUGGUGGCAUCGCUGCUGCGGCUUGGUUCAACUACGGGAUGCUGAAAGCGCCAUCCCCAGACGCUUGGCGCGUGUCGUUGGCCAUGCAAGCCUUCUUCCUCGUCGUCGCCUUGAUCCUAGUUCAUGGCUGCCCGGACUCUCCAAGAUGGCUCCUGGCCCGCGGGAGAGAGGCAGAAGCCGAUUCUGCGCUUCAACGCCUCAUGGACUGUACCGAUCAAGACGAAAGGUUUCUCAGUGUGAAGGAUAGCCUGGAAACAUCUAUCCGCCUGGAGCGAGAGGGCACAAAGCGGCUGACCCUCAAGAUCCUGUUCACCGGCGAUGGCAGCCGGACCAAGAACGUGCGACGAAUCUGGAUUGGCAUCUUGAUCAACAUCGCUGGCCCAUUCUUCGGUACCUCGCUGAUCAUGUUCUAUGGGCAAGCGUUGCUUCAAGGAGUUGGUCUGAAGGGUGACACGGUCACCUUGGCUCUCGCCGCUAUCAACACGGGUGUCCCCAUAGGAAUGGCGCUCAGCUUUGCGAUUCUCCCUCGCUGGGGAAGGCGCCCGAUGCUUUGUUGGGGCGGAACGGCCCUCACCAUGCUAAUGUGCAUCUACACUGGACUGACGAACAUCAAGAAUCCGUCAACGGGUGUUCAAUGGGCCGCUGUCGUCGUCCUUAUUAUCUUCAACGUGAUCAAUGGUGCGAGCUGGAUCUGGCUUGCUUUCCUCUAUGCUGUCGAGAUUCUACCGCUUCAGUAUCGAAGCCAAGUUCAGUCUGCAUCCAACAUGGUCUUUUGGUUUGUCGCCUUCCUUGCCGUCUACUUCGGCGGCCAGGCUGCGAGCGAUCCAAACAUCGGCGCCCUCAUCUACAUCUGGUUCUGCAUUGGGGGCGGUAUCAUUACAGCCCUGGCUUGGGUAUUCGUUGUCGAGACCAAGGACCUCACGCUCGAGGAGAUCGACUUACUGUGGGCCGAUGAGGAGUUCAAAAACUCGCACCAGUCUCACCGCCAUCUUCAUGCACUCCAUGGCUCGGAACCCGAUCUCAAGGAUGCAGAAGAUCUCGAGAAAGCUGGCGAUGUCAAGGUAAAAGCCGAGAGUGGGGUAUCAAACUGA
Thyridium curvatum is the source of this 2127-nucleotide messenger RNA. RefSeq lists its product as uncharacterized. Gene Ontology annotation, cellular component: membrane. The record is from RefSeq and is a predicted model, not a curated record. Gene Ontology annotation, molecular function: carbohydrate:proton symporter activity. Gene Ontology annotation, biological process: transmembrane transport; carbohydrate transport. The coding region runs from base 1 to 2127 and encodes 708 amino acids. The transcript has 10 exons. NCBI's taxonomy places the organism in Eukaryota, Fungi, Ascomycota, Sordariomycetes, Thyridiales, Thyridiaceae.